This is a messenger RNA of Eruca vesicaria subsp. sativa (arugula), 1062 nucleotides long. NCBI's taxonomy places the organism in Eukaryota, Viridiplantae, Streptophyta, Magnoliopsida, Brassicales, Brassicaceae. The record is from the annotation of a GenBank genome assembly.
AUGCAGAUUCAGUGCAGAACCCUAAAUUUCACAAUCUCCUCAAUUUCUUGUAAUCCUAAGCUGCCAUUCACUAUAAGGGCAUGUAAGCCGAGUUUCAGGAGCUCUGUUAAGUCUCAUAGGCUUAUAAGUAGCUGUUCAAGUCCUAAUCAAGAUGCGGGUGAGGUGGAAGUAGAAGAAGUGAAGAAGGUAGAUGGUUUAGCGGAUCAGAGUAUUUGGGGGCAGAUGAAAGAGAUAGUCAUGUUUACGGGACCUGCUGCUGGACUGUGGGUAUGUGGCCCAUUAAUGAGUCUCAUUGACACGGCUGUCAUUGGUCGAGGAAGCUCUCUCGAACUCGCUGCUUUAGCUUUUACAGGGGCAAAGAAUGCUGAAAUUGUCCCCGCCGCAAAUACAUAUGUUCAGCCCGUGAGUGUUGUUAGUGACUUCCCUCUUUCUUCCUUUGAAGUUUUGUUUUAUUCGCUUCUUGUGUACUUUGCUACAUCGAUGGGCACAAGCGUCAUAGCUGCUCAUCAGGUUAUGCUCCAGACAUAUAACAUUUGUACAAUUUUGGGGGAGCCUCUCUCUCAAACUGCACAGUCCUUUAUGCCUGAGUUGUUAUUUGGAAUCAAUCGCAAUUUGCCUAAAGCCAGAAUGCUUCUGAAGUCACUCGUUAUCAUUGGUGCUACACUAGGAAUAGUAGUGGGAACCAUUGGCACAGCAAUUCCAUGGCUGUUCCCUGGCAUCUUCACACAAGACAAGGUUGUCACAUUUGAGAUGCACAAGGUCAUAAUACCAUAUUUUCUUGCUUUAUCCAUCACUCCGAGUACUCUCAGUCUUGAAGGCACCUUACUGGCUGGAAGAGAUCUGAGAUAUAUAAGCUUGUCAACUACUGGAUGCUUGGCCGUUGCUGGGCUUUUACUUAUGCUUCUGAGCAAUGGAGGAUUUGGCUUGAGAGGCUGCUGGUUCGCUCUCGUGGGAUUCCAAUGGGCUCGGUUUUCUCUAGCCCUUUUACGUCUUCUUUCACGAGAUGGUGUAAUUUAUUCGGAAGACACAAGCAGGUAUGCAGAGAUAGUGAAAGCUGCUUAG